Parnassius mnemosyne (clouded apollo) is the source of this 963-nucleotide messenger RNA. The record is from the annotation of a GenBank genome assembly. Lineage: Eukaryota; Metazoa; Arthropoda; Insecta; Lepidoptera; Papilionidae.
AUGUCAGAGAGAAAGGAAAAGGUUGGAAUCGUAGGCAGCGGGCUUAUUGGACGAUCAUGGGCCAUGCUGUUCGCGUCGGUGGGGUACCAAGUAACAAUUUAUGAUAUUGUACCGCAACAAGUCACUGACGCUCUUGAAGAUAUUAAGGUCCAACUUAAAACCUUAGAGAAGGAUGGUCUUCUACGUGGAACACUGAACGCUGAUCAGCAGUUUAAAUGUAUUAAAGGAUCUUCAGACUUAGCGUCUGCCGUGAAAGAUGCUAUAUUCGUUCAAGAAUGUGUUCCUGAGAAUUUAGACCUGAAAAAGAAAGUGUUCAAAGAAUUGGAUAACGUAGUAGAUGAUAAAACGAUACUUUCCAGCUCAACUAGCACUACUUUGCCGUCAUUGUUUUCUGAAGGCUUAAAACAUAAAGCACAGGUGAUUGUAUCUCAUCCAGUUAACCCGCCUUAUUAUGUGCCAUUAGUUGAAAUAGUCCCCGCACCUUGGACGAAACCCGAAGUAGCGAAGAAAACAAGAGAAAUCAUGCUGGAGAUUGGUCAAGAACCAGUGUCGCUAUCUAGGGAGGUCGAUGGUUUUGUGCUCAAUCGCAUCCAAUAUGCAAUCUUAAAUGAAGUUUGGCGUUUAGUUGAAGGCGGAGUGGUAGAUGUGCAAGACGUUGAUAAAGUUAUAUCAGAGGGUCUCGGUAUGCGAUACGCAUUUCUUGGUUCCCUUGAGACAGCUCACCUAAACGCUGAAGGAAUGAAAAGUUAUAUUGAAAGAUACGGUGAAACCAUUUAUAAAGUCAGUAAAACUAUGGGCGAAGUUCCAAGGAUGACACAAAGCAAGGCUGCGACUUCAAUUUGUGAGCAAUUGAACGCAAUAGUGCCUCUAGAAAGGCUACCAGAAAGGCGUUCAUGGCGGGAUGCUUGCCUUACUCGUCUAGCGAUGCUCAAAAGGGAAAUGAAGAAGAAAUAUAAAAAUUAA